AUGACAGUGAAGAUGUCAAGGUCUCGUGUUCAAAUUAAAACGCUCCCCAUUUACCGUGAGAGUGAGGAGGUUCAAGGUGUAAGAGUUCUGCACCGCGUUUUUUGGAGCUUCUAUCCGUGUAUUGUAGCAUUCAAACAUUGCAAGCCACUGGUGCAGGUUGAUGGUACGCAUCUGUACGGAAAAUAUAAAGGAGCACUUCUGGUAGCGGUUGCACAAGAUGGGAAACAAAACAUUGUGCAUAUUGCAUUUGCGAUUGUCGAGGGCGAGACAACAGACGCGUGGGAGUUUUUCCUAACUAAUUUGUGGAGAUAUGUUGUUACUAUUAAUGGUGUGGGUAUUAUUUCUGACCGCCAUACCUCCAUCGACGCUGCAAUAGCUCGCAGUAACAGUGCAUGGUCACCACCAAGGACGUGGCACAUGUAUUGCAUCAGGCACAUCGGGUCCAACUUCUUAAGGAAGUUCAAGACUCCAUAUUUGCAUAAACUUGUGGUGAAUACAGGAUAUUAUAGGGCGGAGCAGGAGUACAACAAAAACUACCAACGGCUUAAAGAGCGGGGUGAGGCAUAUACUCAAUGGUGCGAUGAGAUCGGUGUUGAGAGAUGGGUGUUGGCAUUCGAUGGUGGUCAUCGUUGGGGACAUAUAACGACAAACUUGGUAGAGUGCAUAAAUUCUGUCUUGAAAGGUGCACGCAACCUUCCUGUAACUGCCCUUGUCCGGUCAACUUUUUAUCGACUGAAUGAGUUGUUCACUCGAAAGAGUACCGAGGCUCAUGAGCGUCGCCGCAACGGAUUCACGUAUUCAGAAUUUGCAACGAAAAGAGUUGAGGAAAGCUUCCGAUGUGCAAGAAACAUUGUGGUCAACCGGUUCGACAGACGCAACGAGAUGUUUGAGGUUCGCGAAAUGCAAGAUGGUACCAUUUACACUGUUAACCUUACGCAACGACACUGCGACUGUGGCCAUUUCCAGGUCGAGCGACUUCCAUGUCGCCACGUGCUUGCAUGUUGCGCCAACCAACGUCUUGAUUGGCAAGUGUACGUGCACGAUGUGUAUAAGAUGUCUGAAAUUUGCAAGGUGUAUAGAGGCAAGUUCGUUCCGAUGGGUGACCCCUCCACGUGGGAUAGAUACGAAGGAGCGAAAGUGAUCGCCAACUGGACAUUGAGGCAUGCGACGAAAGGAAGACCGAAGUCAACCCGCUACUUGAAUGAGAUGGAUUCGUGUGAUAUGCGUGGUCCUCGUCGGUGCACUACAUGUGGACGCGAGGGACAUAGCCGCAGUCGAUAUCCUCAGCGCGCAGGUCCAAGCUCCGCUAGAGGUCAUUAG
Molecule: messenger RNA, 1320 nt
Organism: Arachis stenosperma
Lineage: Eukaryota; Viridiplantae; Streptophyta; Magnoliopsida; Fabales; Fabaceae
Exons: 2
Coding region: 1-1320 (439 amino acids)
Molecular function (GO): zinc ion binding
Source: RefSeq, a predicted model, not a curated record